Molecule: messenger RNA, 831 nt
Organism: Danaus plexippus (monarch butterfly)
Lineage: Eukaryota; Metazoa; Arthropoda; Insecta; Lepidoptera; Nymphalidae
Product: succinate dehydrogenase [ubiquinone] cytochrome b small subunit, mitochondrial-like
Exons: 4
Coding region: 119-703 (194 amino acids)
Biological process (GO): tricarboxylic acid cycle; mitochondrial electron transport, succinate to ubiquinone
Cellular component (GO): mitochondrial envelope; membrane
Molecular function (GO): ubiquinone binding; heme binding
Source: RefSeq, a predicted model, not a curated record
CAUUUUUAAUUAAAUAGUAUUUGACAUUAAUGAAAAACUAGUAUUAUAUAAAAAUUAUAGACGUUUUCACAAGCGCGUAGUUUAUUAUUCACCUUCGUGCUUAAAAAUAUUUUUAAUUAUGAUUCUUUCAUAUCUUUCGCGUCGGCAAGCUAAAAUAGCAACAUAUGUCCGAUAUCCAACAUCUAUAAGAAUAGACCCAGUAUUAAAAUCAAGCACUGCGUUAUCUUCUACUAUUCAGUUAAAUAACUGUACAACCAUGAAGCCUAUAGGAUCACCAUUUUUUAAUCCUAUUAAACCGUUUAGCACGACGAUGGUACGUUUAGAUGAUGAAAAACCUCAUGAUCACGCUAAACUCUGGAUUAUUGAAAAGGGAACGGCGGCUGUUAUGUUAGUGCUUAUACCAUUUGGACUAUUGAUUCCCAAUAAACUUUUUGACUCUAUUUUGACAAUUCUUAUAACAGCUCAUAGCUAUUGGGGUAUGGAAGCUAUCAUGGUAGAGUAUGUGCGUGUAUUGUUAUUCGGUCCAACGAUUCCGAAAGUUGCCAUGGGUGUUGUUUAUGCUUUAACUGUCCUUAUGAUGGGAGGUCUAUUUUAUCUUACCUUCAAUGAUAUCGGGAUGUGCAGAGCAUUCUGGAGAAUUUGGAGGAACAUGAGAAAGUCGAAAGAUGCUCCCCGUACUCCAAGCGGUGGAAAAACAUGUUAAUGUUUUUUCAGAAACUUAAUUAUUUUUUUUAAUCUUUAGAAAUUAUUUAGUAUUGUGGUCACAAAAAAAUAUUGAAGCUUACGAAAUGUAUUGUUGUGACAUUAAAAUAUUUUUAUAAAACUUAGUAA